Molecule: messenger RNA, 1772 nt
Organism: Cornus florida
Lineage: Eukaryota; Viridiplantae; Streptophyta; Magnoliopsida; Cornales; Cornaceae
Product: oxygen-dependent coproporphyrinogen-III oxidase, chloroplastic-like
Exons: 8
Coding region: 336-1565 (409 amino acids)
Cellular component (GO): chloroplast stroma; cytoplasm
Molecular function (GO): coproporphyrinogen oxidase activity
Source: RefSeq, a predicted model, not a curated record
CACCUUAUCCAUCAGUAUCAUCGAACCAAAUGCUACAAAAACUGCUCCUUUAUCACCAGCCAUAGAGCCCACUGCAAACACAACGCAAAUCAGUGGGAGUUUCAAGCCAAUGUUUGUGGCUUCUACCACCAAACCCACCCACAGUAAGCAUAGAAACCGUGUUAUGGGCGUCCCUUUUCUUCAACGCUCAGCUCUCUGAAUUCAAUUCUGUUGAAAACCCAAUUCACUAUUCAGCAUCAGAGGAGAGAGAGAAAUCAGAGAGAGAGACAGAAUCAAACCCACUUUGGCAAACAUCAAUCGUCUUUGUUUGUUAACAAUACCCAACAGUGUCAGCAAUGUUAGCUUCAAUUCUCUCCUCUUCCUCCAAUGCAUUUCCUCUCACCUAUUUUGGUACCGAAAGGUCUUUUUCUUCUUUUUCAUCAAUUCCAAGCAAAUCUAGAGAACCCACAUUCUCUAUCAUCCCCUUUUCGUCCACCAAUGUCAGCAGAAGCAAAGGGGGUAAUCUUCUGCAACUUCGAGCAUCAUCUUCCUCACCUUCAGUGCCCAUGAUCGAGAAAGAGACAGCCGAGACCCAGCGACCUCACACCUUUCUCCGGGAUUCUGACGACGACCCGUCGGAGUCGAAUUCGGUGAGAGCCCGGUUUGAGAAGAUGAUAAGGGAGGCACAGGACAGUGUGUGCUCGGCUAUUGAGGCGAUUGAUGGAGGUGGGAAGUUCAAGGAGGACGUCUGGUCGAGGCCCGGUGGCGGUGGCGGCAUCAGCAGAGUGUUGCAGGACGGCGUCGUGUGGGAGAAGGCUGGCGUCAAUGUCUCUGUUGUCUAUGGACUUAUGCCUCCCGAAGCUUACAGAGCUGCCAAGCCUGUUGAUUCGAAAUCGGAUGUUGAUGUAAAGCCAGGCCCUGUUCCAUUUUUCGCUGCUGGGGUUAGCUCGGUUUUACAUCCAAAGAAUCCAUUUGCUCCAACUCUGCAUUUUAACUAUCGUUAUUUUGAGACUGAUGCUCCAAAAGAUACUCCAGGAGCACCUAGACAAUGGUGGUUUGGUGGUGGUACUGAUUUGACUCCUGCUUACAUCUUUGAGGAGGAUGUCAAGCACUUCCAUUCGGUUCAAAAAAGUGCUUGUGACAAAUUUGAUCCCAGCUUCUAUCCUCGAUUCAAGAAAUGGUGUGAUGACUAUUUCUACAUUAAGCAUCGGGGUGAGAGGCGAGGGCUUGGGGGAAUAUUUUUUGAUGAUCUCAAUGACCAUGAUCAGGAGAUGCUUCUUUCCUUUGCAACUGAAUGUGCAAAUUCUGUGGUUCAUGCUUACAUACCCAUAAUAGAGAAGAGGAAGGAUCAUCCUUUUACAGAUCAUCACAAGGCAUGGCAGCAAUUAAGGAGGGGCCGAUAUGUAGAAUUCAACUUGGUUUAUGAUCGUGGAACAACAUUUGGUCUCAAGACAGGAGGUCGCAUUGAGAGUAUUCUUGUUUCUCUUCCUUUAACCGCACGAUGGGAAUAUGACCAUCAACCGGAAGAGGGAAGUGAAGAAUGGAAACUAUUGGAUGCUUGCAUUAACCCUAAGGAAUGGAUCUAAUGUUAGUUUUCAAAAGUUUUUUUUUUUUUUUCAAAUUUUAAUGUUGAGUUGCUUUUUUGGUUCUAUUCCCACCUCUUCCCCUUCUCCCUCACGGCAGUCGACUUAAAAGACCAAGUUGGGAAUGAGUGAUGGAGGAGGAUCUUGUUGUAAAUCAAAUGGGUAUUUUUAAUUUUUAUUAUUAUUAAUUUUUAUUUUCCCAUUGUCUAA